AUUUCGUACCAGGUUGGUAUCGACCCGAAAGUCUCGAACAGGCGAUGAGUAACGAUGAUGACCUGAAAAUGGAGGCCAGGUGAAAAAUCUCAGCUGGAGAAACUUGGAGCCCUGUAAAGAUGGAGAACACUUUAACCCUAAUAGGGGUUUUUACUCUUCUAUGUUGUACAGCAGUUAUAGCAAUUCCAAAUCGUCCGCCAGGUAUAUACAUAGAACCUGAUAAAGAUAUCUACUUCAAACCUGGGGAAACAGUAAUGAUGCCAUGUGUUGGUGAUGGCUAUCCCAAGGUCAUAUACACAUGGAAGAAGAAUGGCAAGGAUUUUAAUCCUAGUGGUAAUGACGACCGUAUGGUCCAGCUAGCCAACUCGGGUACUAUCGUUAUCAACAGACCGGAAGAUAAGGACGAAGGUAUUUUUCAAUGUUUUGCUGAAAAUGAAUUUGGAAGGUCGAUGACCAACCAUGUCAAUCUCCGUGAGGGUAUACUGGCCGAGUUUCCAACUGGCGAAAAUGAGUACCAUAGUCCAGAACUGGGUACAGCACUGACGUUGGAAUGUAUCCCACCUACCAGCUAUCCCAAGGCUCAGGUUGAGUGGGUCCUGAAGGGCCGUUCCGGGCGAAACGAGGCCAUCAACUACAAUAACAGGGUCACCAUGGAUCUUGAAGCUCGUCUUCACAUAACUAAUGUCAAGGCAAAGGACCAUCAAGAAGGCAAAGCAUAUGUCUGUAUGGCCAUCAACUACUUCAUGAGACACAAUGAGUUUGACCACGGCCAUUUUAUCAACCCACGUGGAACUGCUGAGUUGAAGAUUGGACCAACAUACCAGUGGGCCACUCCUAGUGAUCAUUUUGGCCUGGUUGGUGAAAAAUUUAGGAUGAAGUGUAUUUUUGCUGGAAAUCCAACACCCGAGGUUUUCUGGAGGAAGACUAAUGGACAGCUUCCACCCGAUGUGGGAAUAUCACAGGGUGGACAGGAAAUUACCAUACAAUCUCUCACCAAUGAAGAUGGUGGAAAGUACGAGUGUUACGGAACAAACACCCAGGGUCAGAAGGCUAACAGAAUCAUCAAUCUGUCUGUACAAUCUAAACCGUACUGGAUACAAAAACCAGAAGAUAUUGAGACAAGUGAGGGAGCCUCUGCUACGUUCCUUUGUAAGGCUGAUGGGAAACCCACACCAAAGACCGAAUGGUUUGUCAAUGGUGUGCCCAUUGACGAGUCUACUGAUGAUACGGUGCUGUCCAACAGAUUCAUGAAACCCAAUGAUAUGAAUGUGACUAUCGAUGACCUCAAACUGACCGAUGUAUUUGUCAUUCAAUGUAAUUGUUCUAACAGUCAUGGUUACAAGUUCGCUGAUGUCUACCUCAAUGUUCUGAGAGAAGCACCACAGUUUGUUAAACGCCCAGAAGAAAAUGCCAAAGUGGCUGAGAGUAAUUCUGUGGACCUGUCGUGCCAGACUAGUGGUAAACCUGAUCCUAUCAUCACCUGGUUCAAGGAAGGCCAGCAGAUCACCGGGGGUCGAUACCAGAUCAGACCCAAUGGGAACCUCCACAUUGAUAGUGUGGUGUUGUCUGACGCUGGCAGAUACAGAUGUACAGCAAAUAACUCGUAUGGCUUCGUGGAGGCGUCGGGAUCCCUCACUGUGCGCAGGAAAGCUCGUAUCGAGUCCAAGCCUGGUGACCUUGAAGUAAAUAGUGGAUCUGAUGCCAAAUUCACUUGUACUGGCACAACUGAUUUCAAUGAAGUGCUGAAUCUUGGCGUCACCUGGCAAAAAGAUGGCAAGAAUAUCACCACAAAUGAUCAACGAAUGACGCAGAAUUUCCAGGACAACUCUCUGACCAUCAGUGGUACCAUCAGCAGGGAUUCCGGCUUCUACACUUGUGUUGUGCAAGAUAAAUUGUCUGUCGCCACAGCUUCUGCCAUUUUGACAGUCAAAGAUAAGCCUGACCCGCCCGUUGAUGUAACUUUAGUCAAGUGUCUUCAGGAGAAAGCCGAGGUGACAUGGACCAAAGGUGCCUCAAACAACGCCCCGGUCCAGUACUUUGUCGUUGAAUACAAUACAACAUUUACACCUGAUAAGUGGACCUAUGCUCAGAAGGUCGGAUCUACACAGACAAAAGCCACCUUAAAAAUUGCUCCGAAUGUCGUCUACACAUUCCGUGUGUUAUCCGUGAACAAGAGGGGCCAAAGCGAACCGAGCGCUCACACGUCUGCUAGAUGUACUACCAAUCCGACAAGACCCAGUAAAAACCCGUCCAACGUUCGUACCAUCGGGGACUUGAGGAACUUCUUGGUGGUAGAAUGGACGCCCAUGCCCCCAAUCCAGCAAGCUGGAGACAAGUUUGAAUACAUUUUGACGGUAAUAAAAGAUGGUAUAACUAUCCAUACCUCAAACAUCAACAACUAUACCAUCACCAGAAAAAACAUCCCGACAAAUGACAUCUUCGUACCGUACGACAUUACUGUCAAGGCCAAAAACGAGAUUGGAGAGUCCAACGCAGCCCUGAUCACUUACAAAGGCUAUUCGGCUGAAGACAUUCCUCAAGUUACUGUGGGUAACUUUGCCGUUGAGGAAGUGACGGACAGUGCCGCUACGUUUGUAUGGGACUGGGAUAUGAGCUACAACAACGUGACCCCUAACACACCAAUAAGGGGAUUCUUCCAGGGUUUCAAGAUUCAAUUUUGGAGACGUGGUGCUAAAUCAGAAACUUUCAGGGAGAGAGAGGUCUUGAAAUCACAGAUCAAACUCAAAUAUGGAAGUCGCAGGAAAAGAGCUGUGACAACCUUGACCUUCACAGUUGAUGACCUUCAACCCUACACAAACAUGGAGGCACAGAUUGUAGUUAUGAAUACAUAUUAUGUAAGCCCGCCCAGUGCUGUUAUUUCCCUGCAAACACUUCCUGGAGUGCCCGGUCCUGUCCAGUCCUUCACCGUACCACAAACCGGCAGUAACUUUGUCAUGUUGGCAUGGGAUCAACCGGAUGAGACAGACAGAAAUGGCCUAAUUGUUGGUUAUGAUAUUGGCUACCAGACGAUCUCUGGCCUUGACCUUGGGAAGAUGCAAGAUCGUGUUCCUCAGAUCAACGACCCGUAUACUAACAGGACUGUAUUGAAUGGCUUAGUGGCAAAACAGAAAUAUCGUGUGCACAUCUGGGGCCGGACAAUGAUGGGGCGAGGAGAAGAUUACUUCAUUGAGGUUACCACAGCUGCAGCGGGCUCCCAAACUGUACCUUCCUUUGACAUCAAAAAUGUCAAUGAGACUUUCUUCAAUGUCACCUGGAACAGUGUGAUCAGUUCGAAGGCAGGGACGGUGGUGUACGUCGAGUUCAGGAAGGAUGGUGCCUCUGACUGGCAACAGACGACUGACGAAGUUUCCAACAACUGGAAGGGGGUGGCCAAUCUGGAGGGUGGCACUUCGUACGAAGUUCGUCUCGCUGUCACAAAUGGAAUGUCCCGAUCCACCAGUGGUACCCAAUACGUUUCCACGACUGGCAUAGCUGCUGCCUAUAACUUGGGAGCUAACUUCGGCUGGUUUAUUGGUAUGAUGCUGGCACUUCUCAUCAUCAUCGCGAUUGGGGCCCUAAUUGUCUUCUGCCGUAAACAGGCGCAAGAGAAAAUGGAGGAUAAAUAUAGAGCCAAACCUGAUAAAUCUCGAAUGUAUGAUAGGGAGGGUGAGCCAAGAGGACACUCAAACGACUACUACAAAGAAAGGCGUAGAUUGGAGCGUAAUGACAGUUUUGACGAUGUUCGUAAAGAUGAUGGAGGUUUCGAUGACAGGAAGUAUGAUGAUGACUAUGAUGACCGCCGCUACAGCGACUAUCCAGAAGAUGACCGCAAUCGUGACUAUGAUGAUCGGGACUACGAUGACAAGGAUCGUGACUAUGAUGACAAAGAUCGAGACUAUUACCGUGACGAUGACCGUAGAUAUGAUGAUUAUGACCGCGAGGAUGGAUAUGAUCGUGAUGGGCGUCGCUACAGCUAUGAUCGUGAUGAUGACUAUGAUCGUGAUCGUGAUCGUGAUUAUGAUUACGAUCGGGACGGAAAAGGCUAUGAUGAUCGUCGUGAUUAUGACCCUGAUGACAAGUACCCCAGUGAUGUAGAUGACAAGUACCCCGAGGAUGAAGAUCAUGCAUACGAACCCUACCAAAGGUCAGGUUAUGAGCGGAGCGAAAGUAAGGACAAGAAACGCAUCAGCGACAUGGAUGAUGAAUACAAACGCGAGCCUUCGAAGUUUGACGAUGAUGGGUAUCCAGUGGAAGCGGAAGGAGGCGCUGCGGGUUCCUCUACAUGUGUAUAAAGAGUUCCAUUCUGCGUCCGACACAAUCUGCAGUUAACACUGUACAGCAAUUCUUAGCAAAAUUCUAUCACUAACCAAUAUGAUUGUGGAUCGUGAUUGUGGAUCAUACAUGUAAAGGUCUCUUCAUAAUAACGAGUCAUUUAUAGUCAAGUUUCAUCCAAUUAUUGUCAAAGAAAAGCUAUCGAUAUGUUGUAUUUCCCGAUAUUGAAGUUCAGAGACUUCUAUAUGAAAAAAUCUGAUUACUUCAGCCAUUCAAGUUUUUUCGUACCAUAGACCAUACUCUGUAUAUGUUUUAUGCUUGAGGCAUUUCUCUGUAUUGUUUUUAUUUGGAAAUCAGUGGGAACAAAUCGUAACUUUGUAAGUGCUUUAAUGCGAAAUAAUUACAGAAAAGUUUCUACAAUUUAUUUUUGAAUACAUUCCAGACAUUGCCUUGUAGAUGUUAAAUCUUUCUGUGUAAGCAAAUGUAAAUAGAAUUGUUAAAUAUACUGUACAGGAAAGUAUGUAAAUAUAAAUAGGAUUUGUUAGUAGAGGAUAUAUGUAAACGUAACGCAUGAAAGAAUCACCCAACGCCGUGCCAUUCCAUAUGUACGAUUGUCACAGUUUCACAGCUCUUCGUCAUAUUGUAAAUAGUUUCAUUUUUAUCUCGGAGACGCAAGUUUCAGCUUUAAUAGUUGAUAAUUUUCAUUAAUUUUCAUUAAUUUUUAGGUGUUUUUUUUAUCCCAAACAAAUUAUACUGUCUUCCUUUGUUGAAUGUGAUGUUAAGGGAAAAUGAUGAUUAUACAAAUGUAAAUUUAAUUUCAGGAUACUGGGCUGAGGAGAUUUUUUAAAAAGCACACAAAUUACACUGCCUUCUCAAACUACUUUUAAUAUACAAAUGUAUACGAGUUCAAUGAUUAUGAAUUUUUAAAGUCUUGACUAAAACUAACUUUUAACACUUUUUGAAAGUUAAUAGAGUGGAAUAAUAAGAUUUUAAGAAUGAGAAAUGUUAAGAGUCAUACAGGUGUUUAUUUGUACAUAAAUAAAUUUCUGUUUAUUUAUGCAGACUGGUGGAUUUUUUUUUUUUUUUCUAGAAUAUAACCUUAAUAUUGAUUGACAUUUUUAUUAAAAAGAAGUAUAUAAAGUGUAUCUGGUUAAUGUUAUACUAGGGACAUGUAUGUAAACAAGAUAACAGUACAACUUAUUGAAGGAUCGAGGCUUAUCCCUACAUUAUAGAUUACAUUUUUAUACAGUAAAAUUUCCAGUGUCGUAGACACACAAAAGGUAUGUUUUUCAUCUGUUCUAGUUAUAGUCUAUACUAAAAUCAUUUUUUUAUUAUUAUUUUUUUUUGUAAAAAACAUAGAAAUACUUGUAAUCAAAAGGUUAAAGAACUGAUUUUGUUGCAGAAUGAAAGAAACGAAAUAUUUGCAUUCAUAUAAUGUAUGUAAAAGAUAAAAUACAAUGUAAGUAAUGUACAUGUGUCAAGAAUUUAAAAUAUUUUGUCAAAUCAAAAUCCAGUUUUAAGUUUGAUUCAGAAAUUGUACAUUUUGUAAAUACCAAUGAAAAACUAGUAAAUCCCUCUGUAAAUAAGAAAUCAGCUAUCUCUUGUUUCAUCAACAAUUAAUAUGUGCUCAUUUCUAAUAUCAUGAUGUGGUAUAAAAUAAUUUUCAUGCAAUACACAUAUCAUUUUCAGAUCGAUUAUAGAAGGGUUUCAGUUAUAAUAUGGUUGAUUGACUGAUGCGAGUUCUACAAUAUUGUUUCCCUCCAUAAUAACUAGAACUUAUUACCAUUUAAAUCAUGUGUAUACACUAGAUUGCAUCAGUGAAGAUAAUUGUAUCAAAGAUGUGCAUAUUUUUAUAACGAUAAUAAAAUCAUUUCUUAUAAAA
This is a messenger RNA of Pecten maximus, 6154 nucleotides long. Its product is annotated as neuroglian-like. Lineage: Eukaryota; Metazoa; Mollusca; Bivalvia; Pectinida; Pectinidae. Gene Ontology annotation, molecular function: cell-cell adhesion mediator activity. The transcript is spliced from 24 exons. Gene Ontology annotation, biological process: brain development; cell-cell adhesion. The record is from RefSeq and is a predicted model, not a curated record. The coding region runs from base 120 to 4292 and encodes 1390 amino acids.